This is a messenger RNA of Marchantia polymorpha subsp. ruderalis, 6107 nucleotides long. Lineage: Eukaryota; Viridiplantae; Streptophyta; Marchantiopsida; Marchantiales; Marchantiaceae. The record is from the annotation of a GenBank genome assembly.
CGAUUUUUAUGUUCGACUGUUGUCAUCACCUUGAUCGCUCACACGAUUCAAUGACAAGAUCUGAUUGAAGAGGAUGCAUGCGUUUUUCCCAAGCUAGCCAUCGUAGUGUCUGUCUUCCCGUUGGUCUUCAUGUAGCUAGAUUCGCAGUCUCCCAGUACAAGUGUACAUCCUGUUUUUGCACAACUCAGAGCUCGUCACAUCUGAGAAAUCUGCUACAUCAUGCAUUCUAUGACAUUUUGCUUUCACAUCGCGCGAUCUUUGCUAAGAACUUGAUUUCAGAUACUCGCUGGUUCGCUCGUCAGACGCAAGGUCGCUGCCCGCUGCUGCGCUCCAGUCGACGACGACGUUGUUGCGUUCAAAGAGAGGCAGAGCAGAAGAAGAGAGGCCGUGCAAGAGCUCCGACAUCUUUGAUUUUCUUCUUCCCAGCCAGCGUCGGAAGGCACACGAGGUACUUUGCACAGUUUCUCUUCAUUUGCAAGCAACUUCAAAAAAUGUAACUUCUUUAGAGGUUUAACGUUGAGCUCAGCAAGUUCCUGGUUCAUGCUGGUUCUAUCAACUUGUAUACGUCACGAUAAACAAGCAAGAGUGAUCGUAGCACGGACGAAAUUCGAUUUCAGUUUCAUGUUUGAGGCCUAAAGAACACCAGAAUCUGGAACUAGAGCUGUGCACUAACCUCGAGUAAUGGUACACAGUAUCCUCUGUACCCAGUUCUUCGAUAUCAUAGUUAGUCAAUUCCCAAAAAGCUUAUCAGUUUUGUAUGAACCUACUGUUCUGAGUCAAAAGUAAGAAAAAACGUAACAUCCUUAUUACAGCUGACUACGCAUGUGCUACUCUUCUGGCAGAAUACGUCCACUUGCUCGAAUAGAUCAAACAUCCCAGAUAAAUGGAAUAUUAAAGAAGAAAUUUGUAAUUUAAUUUGUCAAUGUGACGUCAUCGAGUACAUCAUCACACUGAGGCAUUCACCCACGUUUACUCUCCGCUUGCACAACAAAGUCAAGAUCUACUCUGAGAUUCUAACACCAUGUUCCAAUCACAGAGUUUUGGAACACGAUAUUUGUGUUCGACUGUUGUCAUCACCUUGAUCGCUCACACGAUUCAAUGACAAGAUCUGAAUUGAAGAGGAUGCGUGCUUUUUUCCCAAGCUAGCCAUCGUAGUGUCUGUCUUCCCGUUGGUCUUCAUGCAGCUAGAUUCGCAGUCUCCCAGUACAAGUGUACAUCCUGUUUUUGCACAACUCAGAGUUCGUCACAUCUGAGAAAUCUGCUAUAUCAUGCAUUCUAUGACAUUUUGCUUUCACAUCGCGCGAUCUUUGCUAAGAACUUGAUUUCAGAUACUCGCUGGUUCGCUCGUCAGACGCAAGGUCGCUGCCCGCUGCUGCGCUCCAGUCGACGACGACGUUGCUGCGUUCAAAGAGAGGCAGAGCAGAAGAAGAGAGGCCGUGCAAGAGCUCCGACAUCUUUGAUUUUCUUCUUCCCAGCCAGCGUCAGAAGGCACACGAGUGCAAGAAGUCUCAUGCCCAGCAGACACUACGACGGGAAGAUAAGUUUUCUUCGGGAGAGCCGGCUUUCGGAUCGAGGAGAGUGCUUCCUGUAGGCCCGGUUACAUUUCGCUCGCGCAUGCCAAGCAGCAAACGUUUCUUAAUCUCUGAGAGUGGAGGAGAGAAAGGAAGGUGCAGGUGCGUCCAUCUUCAGUCACGCUGCUGAACUGGCGACACGGGAAAUGGACUCCGCACACGAGGAACCGGAGCUUCCCUCCGCCAUCCACGACCUUGUACAGCGUCUGGAAGGACAAGGCGAGCCUAUAACGGAGCUUCCCGAUUUAAUCUAUGACCCAGAAGUUUGUGAGUUCUUUCCCUAUGGUGAAUCAGGCUCGACAAUCAUAGAGUGGCGAAGCCAAGUGCGUCGUCGAGUGCUGGAGGCAAUCGGCAGCUGCAACACCUUUGAGAUUCUGGACGUGGGCAAUAUUUGUGGGGACCGUGUAUCGACGUUGACGGCAAGCGAGUGGGAGGUAGUUCUCAGAGGUUUCAGGUGUAGCACCGUUCUAAAAAAGAUAACCGUUUAUGCGUUAUUCUGUUCAGAUUCUCUUGAUGCGGAUAAAGAGAGCUUGUGUUUACAGCUGGGGAGAAUUCUGAAUUCCUCUAGCGUAACAGAGUUACAAGUGCGUGACGAAUUGAGUGCCAGAUGUCUCUCGAAUCUCGCCUCAGGUCUGCGAGGACGUUCCGAUUCUAAACUCAAGUCUUUAGAUUUAGAUUGGGCGUGGAUGGACCACAACCACAUACUUCACCCGAGUGGGGUGAAGUAUGUGGCUGACAUGAUCAAUAGUGCUCCUCUAUUAGAAACGUUGCGUUUCGGCGGCCAUUGGGAGGACAUGGAGGACGAGACCGUUGGAAUCCUGUCCCAGGCUUUGAUCCAGAGCUUGGCUUUGAAAGAAUUUACCUUAGACUUCGCGGGGAAGUGGGCAUGGCGCUUGUUGCUGAAAGCAUUGGCCGGAGACGAUCGCAACCGAUCCAUUGAACGUCUUCGGCUCAGGGAUAUGGUUGGACUCGGAGACUGUUUAAGGGAACUUCUUAUUUCCAACCCAUCAUUGAAGGAAGUGGAGCUCCACCGACUUGUCAUGGAGCCUGAGCAAGCGCACCAGCUCGGCGAAGCCAUACGUGACAAUGCGAUAUCGACAACUAUCCUUCUUCGUGCGCCAGUUAGGUUGGAUGACUUCAAGUCAAUAGAAGCUCUUGCUCUUUCUGCUAGCUCCGAUGUCAAUGACCCCACAGUGGAGCUUGAACUCGUUACUGGGAGUGAAGAUGAAGUGAUGUUAUCAUUAAACCUAUUAGGUAGGGUACUGCGAGGGGAAAUCACAUCUCUGAAAUAUCUGAGUAUACUCAGACACUCUCGAGACGAAGAUGAUAGAAAGAUUAUCACGUUCAGUAUACCCCCUAUGAAUGGAAAAAGUGGAGAAACUUCAGUCCUGAAGAGACUGGAAUUAUCUGUCCGAAGCGAAGAUAUUUCGAAGGGAGUAUGGGAGGACCUGCUUCGGUGCAUGCGAGGGAACCACCUCACUCACUUGGAUUUGUCAGACUCCGAAGUCGACGAGAAGGCGUUCAGGGACGUGAUGGGGGUACUGCAAGUUAACUUGGCUCUCCAAGAAAUCCACAUCUCACGAACAUCAUGGGCAACGGACGGAAAGGCGGCGCAGAUUCAAGAGGCCCUGAAGCAGAAUCAAAAGCGGGCCGUCUACAUGUCAGUGUUCCGAGAAGCCAAGUUAACAUUUGGAGAUGCAAAAGCCGGUCGACUCUUCUUAUGCGGCUCUCCUAGAGCAGGAAAAACUCAAUUGCGUAAAACCCUGAUGAGGAUCAAUCAUAGUUGGCUACACAGAAGCAGUCUAUACAAUAAAUGGGACGUAUUGUGGAGGACCAAAGGCAUCGAAGUGGAGUAUUUGCAAAAUAAUGACAAAAUGCAAAUCUCAAUUUGGGAUCUGGCGGGACAAUGGAUUUUUCGUACCCUUCAGAAUGUGCUCUUUCCUCAAACCAACAAUUUUUGUGUUUUUCUUUUUGUGUAUAGCCCUUUCUGUGAGGAAACAUCUAAAAACAAACCAGACUCUUCUUUCAAAACUGAGCUAGAGGAUUGGUUAAGCUUCAUCACAUCCAGCGUUAAGAUCACGGGCUGUGAUCUUCCCCAAGUUUUUGUUGUCAUUUCACACAAAGAUAAAGCCACAUACAGCUCUGUGAGUUGGACUCAGUCCAUAAUUGAAGAACUCACCCAAAGAUUUGCAAAUUUUGUGAAUCUUCUUCCUGUUCAAGAGUGUUUUCACGUGGAUUCUAGGAAGAAAAAACAAAUUAUUCCUCUCAACAGUCACAUUUUUGAGAAUUUUAACAAGUUGUUGAGUGAAAAAUCUCCACAGGUUCCUCUAUUGUGUUCUCAACUCACCUCCCUCUUAGUUACAAAAACCAAGAAGAAUAGAAGUUUCCCUCUGUGGUCAUCCAAACAAUUUCAUGAUUUCUGUGCUCCCAGUAUCACACAAUUUGUUCCAUCAUCUCCUGCUCACUCUGUUGAUCAUUCAAGUAUAAUGAAGUCCAUCAUAUCCUACUUAAAUGAUGUUGGAUCUAUAGUAUACAUUCCUAACGUUAAGUAUAUCAUUGUAGAUCCCAACUGGCUUACCAAUACCUUCCUGGGUGAGCUGAUAGCUUUGGGUCAAAAUUUUCAAGCUCAAGAGUCAGAGCCUUCUAAUAGAACAAGUUCAUAUGCAAGCAAGGACGGAUUUGUGAGUGAGAGUGUUUUUGCUCAGUUGAUAGAAGAAUUUCUGAGAAACCAACCCCAUGGACAGAGAGGUGUGGGAAGAGUGGAGCUUGAAAACAUCCUUGUCAAUUUAGAUUUGUUUUCAAGCUCGAAGAUAGUUCUCAGUAUUUCAUUCCUUCCUUCAUCCCUGAGCAUGCAAGCAAGGAAGAACAGGAUCAUCAAGAAGCGGGGCACGUGAAGUCGAUGUAUUGGGAAAAUAGAAGUGAGACUUCACAAUUUGUCGGCAUUCGGAUUGAAUGCCAAGACGGAAGAACAAUGUCAUUGACGGCUGCGUUUUUUCCACGCUUCCAGAUGUUCAUGAGACGCAAGUUGAAAUCCGAGAUGCAUGUUUCCGAGGAGAAUAUUACCUGCUCUCGACAUUAUCUGCGACUUUUCCUUGACGGGCAUGAGAUAUAUAUCGAGCACGUUCAGAGUGAAAAGUCCCACAAAUACGUAGAUAUUCUGAUGUUAUGCUCGAGGCAUAAGUCAAGGGAGGUGGCUACUAAAUAUGUGAUGAGGCAUAUUGUCCAGGAGUUGAUAUCAUUUUGCGCAUCACCAAAAGGCUGUCCCGGGGUGGCAUUAGUGCUAGGUGUGAUCCAAACAUUUUGUGUGGAGAUGCUGAUUCCAAGUCAUCUUAGAGGAGCCAUUUUGAUCGAGAAGCUGAAAUCAGAAUUCAUUUGUAGCAUCAAUAACAAACUUGAGGAAAUGCCGUUGGAAAGGUUGCACUUGAUGAAGAAGGAAGAGUUGUUCGACUAUGAGCACUGUUGGCCCCGGAUAGAAGGGCACAUUGGCGGAAGAUCCGAACUGGUUAGAGAUUUGUUGUGGGAGAGCGAUGUGGAAGCAGUUGUGAACGAGAUUCGACAGAAACGAAUUGAAGAAUUGAAGUCAUUGCAGGAAUGUCUAAUUAGCGUGGACAAUGAUUUGGCUCAGUGUUAUCCUGAAGCUGAAAACAUGGUUAGCGACUUGAAUUUUCCCCCAAUGAAGGACCCCAAACCACUCACAUCCAGGUGCUUGAGUCGUGCGAGCACAAGUGUGGAGAAUCCAAGUGUGGAGACCCAACUUGUUUUGUUCAAGAUUGACCAGGUACUACAAAAGGUUGAUGGUUUGGACGAGAGGUUGAGAUCAGUGCAGAGCAUUCUGCAGAGAAUGGAGAUGAAAAUGGGACAAAUACUCUCUUUGCAUCAAGAACUGCAGUCAACGCUGAGUGCAUUUGUGUCUAAAGUGGACAGGAUAAUUCAGUAUUCUGAUUCGCUUCAGCAGGCCAAAAUGCCCAAGCGACCUUACGUUACAAACGAUGUUGGUCUCUUCUAUAGAAUGAGUGCGCUUCUGCAUAAUGGGACAACCGUCCGCUUACAAUUGAUGUGUGAGUCAGUGACUGGGUUUCACACUGUCAAAGAUCAAGAAGGUUUGAAGAUACGCUUGGAUCAGGGGAAUAGCUCGUGGAUUCGGAAAACUAUCGAAAUCUCAUACAAAGUCAUGUAUUAUGCUCUCAAGGCUGGACUGGAUAAGACAGUUAGUUUGGGCCAAGCGAUUCCGGACUGGGGAGAUUUAAAAUCUGAUAUUGUUCAACUAGAAGAUAUUAGUGAUGAUGAUCAUAGGGCAUUUCUCAAAGGUGGGGAAAGCAAGGAGCUGCAAGAAGCAUGGUUGAGGAUUCAGCAAACUCUUGCGCCUCAGCUUCAAAAUCGUUAUUCCGAAAUCUUCAAGUUGUAUCAGGUGAAAUACGUCAGUUUAGAUAAAGGUGGGCAUGCAUGGGUGUGCGAGAAGUGCAUGAAUAAAGGCCUUCGUUGUGGAAUUUUGACAUGUUAGGAUUUUGAAGAGGUUAGAAUGUCACUUUGCAAUUG